Rubroshorea leprosula is the source of this 1567-nucleotide messenger RNA. The record is from the annotation of a GenBank genome assembly. Lineage: Eukaryota; Viridiplantae; Streptophyta; Magnoliopsida; Malvales; Dipterocarpaceae.
CCGAUUUCCUCCCUCCUCUUUUAACAAUCUCAAAUCCCGAACUUUUUUUUUUCCUGUUCUCGAAAUCAGCUGUUUGUUUCGAGGGAAAAUGUCUGUUUCUUCCUUAGUUUCUCCCGAACUCGAAUCCAGUGGGAGACCUUAUUAUUCCCGCAAAGAGAAAUCUCUCGGCCUCUUGUGCUCCAAUUUCUUGACGUUGUACAAUCGAGAUGGCGUUGAUGCGAUUGGACUUGAUGAUGCUGCCAGUAAAUUAGGAGUUGAGCGUCGCAGAAUAUAUGAUGUGGUGAAUAUAUUGGAGAGUAUUGGAGUUGUUGCAAGAAGAGGGAAGAACAAAUACACAUGGAAGGGCAUUGGAGAAAUUCCGAGGGCCUUAAAGGAGCUAAGGGAAGAGGGACUGAGAGAGAACUUCAGUAUUUUAGUUCCUGCCAACUCCUCAAGGUUCUUGGAUGACAAUGGAAGUGGAGAGUCUAUGAAUGUGAAAAGUGAUGUGCCAGACAAUUCUUCGGGCUCAAUGAAAGCAGAUAACAAAAGGGAAAAAUCCCUAUUGAUUCUCACGCAGAACUUUAUCAAGCUUUUCCUUUGCUCAGACGUUAAUAUGAUCACACUGGACAGUGCUGCUAUUGCCCUUUUGGGUGAUUCCAACAAUUCAACAGCUAUGAGAACAAAAAUUAGACGAUUGUAUGACAUCGCUAAUGUUUUCUCUUCUAUGAAUCUGAUUGAGAAGAUCCAUCAUCCAGAGAGCAGAAAACCUGCAUUUAGGUGGUUAGGAUGGGAAGGAAAACGUUAUAGUGGAUCAGCCACAGCCUUGGGUUUGAAUGAAACAAAGAAGAGGGUGUUUGGAUCUGACAUUACCAACAACAGUUUAAAGAGAAAUAAGGUGGAUUACCCAGGUGACUGGAUUUCAGAUCAGAAGGAGAAUAUGAGUAUGCAUAGUAACCAUGACAUUUCAGACAAUAACCAUAAUAUGCAUAAACUCAAACAGCAUUCAAAACACAGUUCCAAGGAUUUUGUAUUCGGCCCCUUUACUCCUGCAAACAUAAAAGGUGAUUCCGGAAAUAAGAAUGUGAGAGGGCUUCAGGACUGGGAGAACUUAGCUUCUAGUUAUAAACCUCAGUAUCGCAAUCAAGCUCUCGGUGACCUCUUUGGCCAUUACGUAGAGGCAUGGAAGUCAUGGUAUGCUGAAGUUGAAGGAAAAGAACAAACACAACAAGGAUCCUAACUAUCCUGUGUCUUUUCAAACUCAAAAUGACUACGGAAUACAAUUUUUUUUCUAACAGGUAUAUGUCUAGAAGUAGAAUGUAGUUUCUUGAUUGAACCAAUUUCUUUGAUCAUCAUAGUUGCCAUGAAUGCAGCAAUUCCCUCGGCAAAGCUUCUAGCUUUCCCCACACCCCAAAUAAUUUCUUGGCCUAUUUCUGUGUUAUAUCAUUGAUGGAAAAAAGAAGAGAAUCGCUAUGAAGUUGGACUUUUUCUUUUUUUUUUUUUCCGUUUUUCUUUUUCUUUUUAGAGUGUUAGCAAAUUGUAUAAGAUUUAUAUGUGAGACUUAUCUAUGAGAUAAAUCACCUUGUUUAGA